UAAAAAUUUGUACAUGCAAAUCAAUGGAAAUGAAAAAAAAUAUGUACCUGUAAUGUCAGAAGGAAUGAUUAUAACAUCUGUACCUAAUGUGUUCCUAGGAGCUAUACGCGAUGAAAUGAGGGAAAAAAUAUGUCCCAGCUGUGUAGAGAUACCACAAAUGAGUUUUACUCUUGGCUCCCUUAAUAUAGAUGGAAAUCAAAUUGAUCUCCGGUCGUUAGCAGUUUUUGGAACAACAAGCAAACGUUUUUCAAGUCGCACUAUUAGUACAUCCGAUUAUUAUGAAGAAAUACCAUUACUAUUAGGCCAAGAACUUAAAUUAUCAUGUUUCUAUAAUAAAAUUACUAAUGAAAAAGGGCACUUAUCUUCUAAAGGAAUAUAUGUCGUGUGGUUAUUAAUGGAUAAGCUGUUACAAUCUUAUGAGAGCAAUGACUUUUUUCGUCUGAAAGAUGAUGGACGCGUCAGUACAAUUAGCAUUGUAAGUUACUCGACUCGUGAAGCAAUUGAAAAUUUUUAUUCAUGUCACUCCUAUCAUAGGAGUAAAUUGAAUAAAACUUCAAAUCAGAUUUUCUUCACUUUCGGAAUUACUGCAAUAGAUAAAAGUGAAGAAUUUGAAACUGUAUUCUGGAAAGAAUGGAAUUUUAUUUAUGAAACCACAAUUGUAUGUUUCAUACUGACGAUUUUUUGGUGUUUGUUGGAAAUAAUCCAAGAUGUUAAAAACGGAUAUGGUUUUUAUAGACUUCCCCAAACACCUAACAAUAACUAUAAUUCUAUUAUAAAGUUUGUUUCAUCCAAAAGUGGAGUAACUUUACUUGGUAGUGAACAAGCUGUAAAUGAAAUAUUAUCAAAAAUUAUAGAAAAUAAUUAAAUUUGUUAGUACUAUGGAAAUACUACGGGUUAGUAAUUCAUUUAAAAAUACCUAUUAUACGAUUAUAAUAAAAAAUAUUUAUACUUCUUUAUUCUAUUAACAGCGGAUUUAUAAUUUGAGUUGUAACAUUAAACAUCACUAUUUUUAUAAUAAUAACGCAUUUGAGAAGAAAUAUAAAUUUAUAAUAGCAAUGUGAAACGAUACGAUCCUUAUAGAUAAAUACUUAAAACAGUGUAAAUCAAAAUUUAAAUAAAAUAUAUUUAUACAAAUAUUGAUUUACAACGAUGGCAUCCAAAAAUUCUAUACUAUACAUAUCAAUUACUCAAUCCGAAACAAAGUAGUCAAUAGACCGAUUUUUGUUGAGAGUAAUUUGUAUAUAGAGUGUUAAAAAAAAAAUUAUUAACACUACUAUAUAGUAAAAUAAAUUGAGCAAAUACUCUCGUUAACAGUGUCGAAGUUUAAAAAUAUUAUAAACAAUUUCAUGAUUUAAAAUGUUAGUAAAAUAAAUAGAUUGUAUUCGUACAUACAUCCAGUGGUUACAUCAAUCAGAGAGGUAUAAUUAUUUAA
Molecule: messenger RNA, 1432 nt
Organism: Osmia bicornis bicornis
Lineage: Eukaryota; Metazoa; Arthropoda; Insecta; Hymenoptera; Megachilidae
Exons: 6
Coding region: 14-865 (283 amino acids)
Source: RefSeq, a predicted model, not a curated record